Lactuca virosa is the source of this 987-nucleotide messenger RNA. NCBI's taxonomy places the organism in Eukaryota, Viridiplantae, Streptophyta, Magnoliopsida, Asterales, Asteraceae. The record is from the annotation of a GenBank genome assembly.
AUGAAUCAUUUUCAUCGUCAACGUCUUUGUGGUACUGGAAUCAUAGGAACUAAAACAAGAAACUUAGAGAUCUGCAACAUUUGUCUUUAUGUAUUUGGUUCGACCGAUGAGAUCAAAAUGAGGUUGGAAAAAGGACUUACGGUGGCGAGGGCACCAAAGAUGAAUCACGACGGUGGGCGGAUGCGAGACCGUAGAAGGAAUCAUCACAUUUACACGUUUAAUCGUGCGAAAAAGAGUACAUUUACACGCAUUUCCAAUAAGAACACCGUCAGUGAUGUCGCCCCAAGUUCGUCGUUUGCGCGUAUCAUUUCGUCGUUAUACGGUGAGUCCUUUCUAUCUGCCUAUAGGUUUUUGAUCAAGUUUAAAGGAGUGAAAUCCUUAUGUAUCGAACUUCUAUCUUCGGGUCUUCGUGCUGUCGAUAAUCGUUUGUUAAAGUGGAAGGUUAAGUUUGGUAACAGAAUCGAAUCGAUUAUAUUUCUGUUCCCGAAUUCAAUUUCUGAUAAGGAUGGUUUAUAUCUUAAUGGAAAUGGGGAUGAAGAUGAAAACAAAAGACGUCGCAUUCCGUAUCAGUGUCUGAAGGAUGUGACGGCUAGGCAUAUGAUGAUGUUGUACUUGGUUAAGGAUCUGCCAUUGUUAGAAGAGGUUUCUGUUACUGAUUCCAGGGGAAGAGGGAGGCUUUCUCUGAGUGGGAAAAAACUCAGUGAGGUGAAGGAAUGGGUACAUUCAACUUCGGAAACUGUGUUCAAUCGUGUAGAGGUUCCUGAUAUAGUAAAUAACUGUUAUAUUCCAGUUUUGAAAUUGCCAGUUUCAGGGUACGUGAUGAAGGGGAUAUAUUUUGGUGUAAUUGAGAUGAAUGGUUUCCAGGGUGGAAACGAUGGUCUUAUGAACAGUGAAGAUGGUUUUGAAGAUAAAGAAGAGGCUGCAUAUACUGAAGCUAUGAUGGAGAUUUUGGAAAAGCAUAAGGGCAUGAUGCAUAGGUUUAUGUAG